This is a messenger RNA of Fopius arisanus, 6976 nucleotides long. RefSeq names its product kinesin-like protein CG14535. NCBI's taxonomy places the organism in Eukaryota, Metazoa, Arthropoda, Insecta, Hymenoptera, Braconidae. The record is from RefSeq and is a predicted model, not a curated record. Gene Ontology annotation, biological process: microtubule-based movement. Gene Ontology annotation, molecular function: microtubule motor activity; ATP binding; microtubule binding.
AUUGAGGAUGGACGCGACAGCGGAAAGGCCGCGAACCGCUGGGCGGAUAGCACCAAGCGGUCGUGUCACACCGACAGUUCACAAGUCCAACAAUGCAAGGCGGAAAGCUAUUCCAGUACCACCGCCCCGUGUACCCACCCCCAUGCCCUCGGCUAACAAUAAUCAUCAGAGGAGUAACACGAAUAUGGAAAGUGUGCCGGUAAUGCCAGCGCCGAAAAUCGAACACCAGGGAAAUAUCGAUAAGAUUGCCAAGAGGUACCUCGAUGAUAACAUGCAACAGGCCUGGAUCAAUCCCCGUCUAAUAUCCAUGAUUAACAUGGAGGCUGUCACAUCCACAGAUUACGACACAUCCGAUCUGACUCGUAGCUUCAAUCAGAUGGGUUUCAGCACUUAUAAUUAUCUCCAGUUUGAGGAGAAAUACAAAUCUCGUCAGUACUUGGAGUAUCAGCGAAAUCCAAUCAAGCCUGGAUUCACCGGCAGAACAUUCUCCCGACAUUCUAACGAUAGAAAUGAUAAAAUUGACCAAAGCUAUCCGAGAAGUCAUUCACAACCUGAAAAACCACAUCAUUUGGCGUAUGAGGCACGUUCUAGAUCGCAGGAUUGCCGUGAACAGAUGUAUUACCAGCCUGAUGGCACUGGUAAAUCAGAGAGUAGACAUACCAAGUGUCACCGCACAGGUAAUCACGAUAAUGCACCAAAUGUUGUGUUGGAGAAGAAGGAACCGAAAUUGGCUGGCGCGGAGAAAAGUGAGAAGCGAGAUAAAUCGUGUGUCUCCGUUCACACCAAACAUAAUCAUGUCAGACAGGAGCAAAAGAUUAAUGGACAGGGCAAUCAGUUGAGCAAGCCCGAGUCAGUGGAGUGUCACUUACCGGGCCAUCAGAGGGCUGAUGAUCCACCAAAGUAUCGGCCCCUUGACAGACCACCGAAGUAUCAGGAGGAUGCACCCAGGACUGAACCACCACCCAAGUAUUGUGAGGUCACUAAGCGCCAGGAGGAUGGUAAAAAGUCUCAGGAGGAGAAGGUACGACGACAAGUGGUGACUAGGGGGGGUAGUGGUCUCGGUGGAGAGGCGCCGACUAAUCUCACCAGUAUCACGCCAGCCGCGCGAGAGUCAAGAGGGGUCUCUGUAUCAAAACGCCCCAAUCACAAACAAAUCGACACCGAGACCAACGAUGAACAGCAAGUCAAAAUACCCCACCAACAAUCGAGAAUCAGUACCAAUGCAAGUACAUACGUAAGUGGUGGUGUAAUUCUCGGUGUUAACAGCACAGUUUUGUGUCCAGAAGUGAUGAUCGGCUGUCCAGACACUAAAUUAAAAGGUGUCGAGUCUUACCUCAAGUCGGACAAGCAAAAAACCGAUAAGAUCAAGUGCGAUACGGGAAAGUUGGCGGAUAAAAUAAAAUCGGUGCAGGACGCCAUGUACAAGCCCCAUGACGUAGGAAAAACAAAGGGCCCACACGAGCCUGGCAUCAGCCACGUGGGGUACAAAGUUGACAAUAUAAAGUACUACGGUGAAUUGAAGGGCUUUAAAUCAUACGGUGCUAUUGACAAACCACAUCAGUACGCAUCCUCCGAUAAAGGACACACGAGUCAUGAUAAAUCUCAUGCUAGAUCUUCGAAGCAGUGUGAAAAGAGUGGUUAUAGUGAAAAGUACAGUGAAAAUUACUAUCAUCGUGCUGUCUACCUUAAAUCACCCUCUCUGUAUCCACCAAAUGUUUUUCAAGAGAGCAAGUACGCUUACAGUGUCAGUGGAGUUCCUGGGACGCCGGCGCAGGCCAGUGCUGCUGCUGCAUUCUUCGCAAGAGCUGCACAGAAAUGGAAUCUGUCCUCAAGUCCUCACCGUCGACGACGUUCGGGGGAUGAAAAUGUCGGCUCUGAGGAGCCGGUUUUUCCAAAUGGCUAUGGAGCUCUUCUCCUCAAGUCUCCACCACCUGCACCACCAGCAUUUCUUCGGAGAAUUGGUGUGAAGGAGAUGACAGGAGUUGGCAAGGUAAAAGUGAUGCUGCGAGUGUCAUCAGGUGAAGGGGGUAGUUUUUUCAACGCGGAUAAGCGAAAAAAACAGGUGACCCUGGUGGACCCGACGGCGGGUCAAUCGUCAACGGCAGAAGAUCGGCGACCAACGGUGGCAGCACCGAAGAUGUUCGCAUUCGACGCGAUCUUCACCGAGGAGGACUCCCAGACGGAAAUCUGCUCUAGUGCACUGACGGACGUGAUCCAUGCAGUCAUAAACGGCACUGACGGCUGUCUCUUCUGCUUUGGACACGCUGGCCUCGGUAAAUCGCACACAAUGCUGGGCACUCCAGAAGCUGGGCACACUCUGGGGGCUAUCCCUUGUGCCAUAACUUGGCUGUUUAGAGGAAUUGCAGAACAGCGUCAACGAACGGGCGCUAGAUUUAGUGUUCGUGUCAGUUGCGUCGAAUUAACGACCGGUCAGCAGCAGUUGAAGGAUCUCCUCGCAGCCUAUGCCAAUGAUUCUGAGCAGUCCCCGGCGGUUUAUCUCCGUGAUGAUCCAUUCUUCGGGUCCCUAUCUCUGCAGCAACACAGCGAGCUCAGAGCACCAACAGCUGAGAGGGCAGCAUUUUACCUGGACGCGGCAGUUGCAGGUCGUCAACGAGAAGAUGGUGAUGCUCACAUGCUCUACACUCUUCAUGUUUAUCAGUACAGUGUAGCUGGAAAGGGUGGAGUUGCGGGUGGUCGAAGUAGACUCCAUCUAAUGGACCUGGGCAACUCAGACCGAGGUAAGUCCGCAGGGGGUAUUCCACUGUCGGGUCUCGGUAAUAUUUUACUCGCAAUCUUCAAUGGUCAGAAGCACUUGCCCUACAAAGAGCACAAAUUGACACAACUCCUGAAGGAGUGCCUGGGUUCGUUAACCUGUCAUGCAGCGAUGAUAGCCCACGUUUCACCAAAUGCCCAGCACUAUACCGAGACCCUGACGACAGUUCAAUUAGCCUCGCGAAUCCACCGAAUGCGUCGGCGAAAGAUCAAAUUCGUGAGUGGAGGUGCUCAAGGUGCAGGUAGUGGUGGUAGUUCAGGGGAGGAGGCAGCACGACAAACGAGUGAAUGCGAUCCGUCGUCAAGUGAUUUAUCAGCGGACACUGUGAUUUACGUGGGUCCAGGUGCAGACGAUGCGACAGACGGUGAGCAUCCGCCCGUGUACUUACCUAGUUUGAAUUCCGGUGACAAUCGUUGCGCAAUGGGACGAGCCCUGAGAGGAUCGGGGGUGGAGAGACCGAGUAAAAUUUCAGAGGAGCGCAGUCCAGCGCACAAAGUCAAGGCUGUGAAGAGCCUGACGCAGACGGCGUCGAAGCAAACAUCGCCUGCGCAUUCGGCGACGCCUAAAGCAAGUCCUGCGAGAAAGAUAUCCUCGACGAAGGUGCCGACGACGGUCAAGGGGAUUGACUCGCCGACGAAGGCAGGAGGUACAGGGGCCUCUGACGAGCAGUGGAUCGAUGGGCCCAGGAUAUCGAAAUCCAAAGUAGCUGAGGCGAGGCAUCUGCUCAAAGAUGCACAUCACAAACGAGAGACGUGGAUUGAUGGACCCAUGCAGUUGACAUCGACAUUGCCGGCGUUGAACUCUCAACAUGGGGGUUAUGGUUUUAUGGACAAUCAUAAGAAGAUCAUGAUCAGGAAGUGGGUAGAGAAUCAGUCGUCCCAGAUUCAGAGGGCAAAGCAUGCGGCCUCAACGUCGACGAAGGAUAAGUCUGGGAUUUUUAAGGAGAUUGGGGGAUUCAGGGGGUUCGAGGAUGGGGAGGAUGAUACCUCUCUGUCGACGGUUGGGAGUGACAGCUUGAGGACUGAUCUGGAGGAAUGCUCUGAGAAACUCGGGGUUAAGUUGAAUGUGGGAAAUGGAAGGUCCAAUGAUGAUUCUGGACUCGAUCUCACUCCCGGGGUUGAGGAGAGUGUUAAGGGGCGGGUAGAGCAGCAGGAGGAUGAGGAUGAUGAUGAGGAGAUCGUUGUCCCUCCUCCUUUACCAUUGAUUGAACCACUUAGCAAUGGAGUUAGCCGGGAAGUUUCUAUGGAGAGUCUUAACUUAUCUCAUAAGGACUUGAUACCAUCGAGGCACUCUUUGUCCUCUGAGGAUGAGAUCUUGGAGAUUGUUGAGGUGGAAGACCUCGAGCCUGUACCCAUGCAGGAUUCCUGUCUACAAGUCACUGAGGAGGAUAUCGCGUUUUGCAUGGGGGAAAAUCCAUUGCCUGAGAGCGAUCAGGAGGAACAUCCAUUGAGGAUACUCAGUCAGGAGAAUCUCACUAUUGUAUCGACGUUUACCGAUUCAAUGUCUGUUAUGUCGGACAGUGAGAGAUACAAGCCACAGUUUCAACAGGGCGUUUGUGGAAUGGGGGUACUACCCAGACCGUAUUUCGACCAUGAGGAUUUCCUUGAGCAGGAAACAAGGCAUAAAUUUGAUCAGUUGGCGAGACUUCAUGAGCUUUAUCAGAGCAAAUUAGCUUUGGCUAAUGUGUCGAAUUCUGUUACUUAUCAGAGGGAAAACUCGUCAGCUGUCAGUGUCAGAGAUGGCACCUCAAAUGUCUUCCGCCCACCCUCGCGCUGUCAAUCGCUGUCACUGUCCGACGUCCUGUUCAAUGACAACGCGAGCAACCACGGCAGCAUCUACAGCGAGCCAGCCUACAUAGUCAGCAAAGCCGAGCAGGAGAAGAUCUGUGAUAAUUGUCGCCAGAGCAUGUCUCGUCCAGCAACAGCUUCCUACUGGUAUCCCAGUAGUGUAGCGCACUUGGCGAGCCCCAGGAGGUUCUGCGGAAAAUUAGGAGAGUGCAAUAUUUCUAGUCUCCGACACCCAGACGGUGCGUCCAAUCCGAAUUUAAAAGAGGAGAUCGAGAGGAUACCCGGAAACGGAGCUUCCGGCUCUGAUCCUGAGGAGGAGUACAUUGAGGCUAAAAAAUUAUUCACCACUGCUGAAAGAUCCGAGAGAACUGUCACUGGAAAGUCGGAUAUUGAAGAGGAAACGAAAGUUCCAGUGAAUGUCCCUCUGCAAUUAUCAAUUCCGUCCUCUCUACCGUCCUCGGGUAGAAUGCAGCGGAAACUUCUGAGUCUCGGUUCGUCGUACGGUUUGAGCAGAGAGAGCUACGAUUCAGGGGCAGAUUCCACCCCGAAAGCCGCUAAACUUUCUCCAGCCACGCUAUCACGACACAGAGCUGAGAGUUCGGGUUACGACAGUGUUGUGAGAGACAGCGAGACCAGCAGCAUCGCCAGUGACUCCUCGAGGCAGACCAGUGCUCUUCAGGAACAUCAAGCGGUGGAACAGCUGGCAGAGUACGUGCACCAGGAACAGCUGGAGGUGCCCGUGAUACUCGUUUACACAGACGAGGACGUGGAAAUACUGGAUCGGCGCGCUCGUCUGCGCUCGGAGCCACGUGGCACGAUGUCCAGGAUAAACAACCUACGACUACGCCAGCGUCUACUUAAAAUUGAACUCAGAAAUGCCAAAAAGAGACUGUUGAUACCCGAUGAUAGAUGGACAUAUGACUUGCACGUCGAGGACAGCAUGGAUUGGCAGGACCCGUCGUUCCUGGAGGCCCUGGAGGCGGAGACGACGAUCCUCCAGAAGCGAGUGGAGGCCUGCAAGAGUCACCUCUUGCUGGUGACCUGUUUUGACUCCCGUCCUGGACACCCAGAGAAGCGAAUAUCGUGAUGAACAUCACCCUGAGCCCCUCAUUAACUCGAUAUCAUCACCUCGACCCAAUCAGCACCAAUAAAUACUUAUCAUGCCGACUAAAUUCAUCGCCUCAUUAAUCAUCCAAUUGAAAGACUGUCGGCUAUUGCCAAAGUAUUACUCCAGAAUAAAUGAACUUGAAUGAGGUAAAUUAAUUCCGACUGACGAAUAAUAAAAAAAAAAAUAAAUGCAGCAGGCACAAGUAGUCAAUGAAUAACGUAAGUCAUUUUAAAAAAACCACCAUCAGAGUCAAUUCGAAUUGAAACGUCAUUUAAUCGUAAUGGGUUAUAAACCUUUGAUAAAACUAUCGAAUUUAUCCAGCAAAGACUGAUAUACAUUUCUUGUGCGACACAUUCGACCUAGAAACGAAUGAGGAGAGGGAACAAUUGUUCUAUUACCCCCCGUCCCGCCCCCACCCCUUCCCCACAACUGCCAAAUCUAACUCAUCCAGUAAUUAAAGAAGCUGAAACCAGUGGAAAGAAUAGAAAGAGAUAUAUACCGCACGAUUCAACAUAUUACCGUAGCUUUAAUCGUUAAAUCGCAAUUACCGCACGUGGUAGCGCUCUGUAAUGAGAGGGAAUAACGUAAUUGUAAUUUUAAAUCGCAAGAAAACAAGUAUUUGUUAGCAAUGUUGAGAGAAACAGGUGUAGAGAAAAUUACCAGCUUCGAUAAAUAUUUGUAGAUAAAUCUUCCCUGCAUUUAAUCCCCCAAUUGACUAUUCAAAUUUUAUCAUUCGUUUUAUUCAUUUUAAUAAUCUCCUUGUUCCAGUUUAUUACGAAUCCACUAGUCCAUCGAAUGCACAAGAAUUCUUUAAAAAUUCCAUCGUAUCACCGAGAGAAAGAAAUACUUUUUACAGAAAUUAGAUUCAUAACGAAAAAUAUUCUCGUCAAUUUAACAAUCUGAAGAAACGUCUGAUAAAUAAUUUCCUUCAUUCAUUAAAAUACUAUGCAAUUACAAUUCUAACACAAUGGAAAUUGAGAAUAUUUGGCAAGUGUCUGCAUUAUUAAUUAUUGUUGGUUACUCAAAAUCAUUUAUUGCGAAAACUAUGUAUAAAAAGUAUUAAUUUUUCUCAGAGAAUUCCGUUAAAUUAACCGCUUGAACAAUAAGACUCGACCAAAAAUUUCCGAACAUUUGAAUAAUGUUAUCCAGUCGAUGUAAAACGUUGAAGCAUUGCCAAAAAUAAUAAAAAAAAGAAGACGGAAUUAAUCGUGAUAUACCAGAUACUCCGUCUGCAAUGAAGAUUUUUAAAUAAUUCUGACCAUCUUUGUAAAAACCAAUUGUAUAUUUAUAUUUUAUAUGUACAAAUUA